UGUUUUUGUUUUGAAUAUGUUUAAAGCGACGACGGUGAGAUAGAUGCAAUGUUUAUUUCGUUGCAACGAACUCAAAACUCAAAAAGUGUUUGUUUGAAUUAUUUAAGUGUAUUUAAUAUUUAUUCGUUAACAACUUUAUCAUGGAUUGUUUUAAGCAGCUUUAUUAUUUUAUUCCUUCAAAUCACGACAGAUGCUGCAGGGAUCAAAUCACCACCACUAAUAAUAGCAUUACGUUCAGAGAUAAGACUGGUAAAUGCAUCCAGGAAAACCACAUUAGUCAAAAAUUUAUUAGAAACUACCGCACUCGACAUCGACUAUGUACGACAGCGCCUUUGUUGGGCUGAUCAUAGUGCUGAAGCCAUUCAGUGUGUUCAUUUUAAUGGUACACAAGUUUCUGGUCAUAUACAAAAUAUUAGUGCCAGAGCAGGACCAAUAUCUGCAGAAGGUCUUGCUAUCGAUUGGUAUACGGGUAAUUUAUAUUGGACAGAUGGUGAAUCCGAUACUAUUGAAGUAGCAAAUUCAAAUGGAUCAUAUCGUAAAGUUUUAUAUUGGACAGAUAUUGAUCAACCGCGUGCCAUAGUCCUAGUUCCUAUGAAAAGUUUAUUAUUUUGGACGGAUUGGGGUGAAGUACCAAAAAUAGAACGUGCCUCAAUGAAUGGUAAUCAAACAACACGACAAGUAAUUGUUUCCGAAAAUAUUUACUGGCCAAAUGGUAUGACAGUUGAUUACGAAACAGAACAAAUUUAUUGGUUAGAUGGUAAAUAUCGUUUUAUUGCCGUUAUGGAUUACGAUGGUAAAAAUCGAAAAACAUUGAUUAGUGAUAAAAUAUUUUAUCCAUUUGGUGUAACAUACUACGAUAAUUCUGUAUAUUGGACCGACUGGUCAUCAUGGUCUGUACAUAUCGUACAAAAUGUAUCAAAUCCUGUGGGUCGUGAAGUGUUUCACUGUGAUAAUGCUCCAAUGGCAAUACAUGUAUGGUCACAGCGAGGACAACCUAAAGGAUCUUCUCCUUGUCAAACGAAUAAUGGAGGGUGCUCACAUUUAUGUUUACUAUCAGCUGAGCCACCAUAUUAUAAUUGUGCAUGCCCUACUGGGAUUUUGUUAAAAGAUCAAUACACUUGUUACGAAGAAGCUCAAAAUAUACUAUUAUUUGCUCAACGAACAUUUAAUAGUCGAAUAUCCUUGGAUACUCCCGAUUAUACGGCAUUUGUAAUACCGUUGAAAGAAACCAAACAUACGAUUGCCUUAGACUUUGAUCCAGUUGAUAAUUUUUUAUAUUGGACGGAUGAUGAAUUGAAGGCUAUUCGUCGAGCAAAAUUGGACGGAAGCGAAGAGCAAGAUAUUGUAAUUACGGAAGUAAAUCAUCCAGAUGGCAUUGCAGUUGAUUGGAUCGCUCGAAAUAUUUAUUGGACUGAUAGUGGAUAUGAUCGAAUUGAAGUGGCAAGAUUAAAUGGAUCUUCCAGAAAAGUUAUUAUUAACGAAGCACUUUCUGAACCACGUGCAAUUGUUGUUGCACCAGUUCAUGGUUGGCUAUUUUGGACAGAUUGGGCAGAGAAAAAUCCAAAAAUUGAACGAUCUUCUUUGGAUGGUUCUGAGCGAAUUGUUAUUGUGUCUACAGAUUUGGGUUGGCCAAAUGGGUUAGCAUUAGAUUUAGUUAGUUCAAAAGUAUAUUGGGGAGAUGCGAAUAAAGACAAAAUCGAAGUUGUAAAUAUGGAUGGAACAGAUCGAAGAGUUGUAACAAAUGAUAAUUUACCUCAUAUGUUUGGACUAAGUUUAUUAGGCGAUUAUUUAUAUUGGACAGAUUGGCAACGAAGAAGUAUAGAUCGUGUACACAAAGUUACUGGAAAAGAUCGUGAAGUAAUUUCAGAGCCAUUACCAAAUAUUAUGGGCGUAAAAGCUGUACAUUUAGGAAAACCAAAUGGAACAAAUCCUUGUGCCAAAAAUAAUGGAGGUUGCUCGCAUUUAUGUUUGAAUCGGCCUCAUGAUUACACAUGUGCAUGUCAAAUUGGUCAUGAACUGGGCAAGGAUAAUAAAACAUGCGUUAUACCCGAGGUUUUUUUAUUAUUCGCUCGGAAAGAAAACAUAGGACGAAUUAGUAUUGAAAAUGGAAAUACGGAUAUUAUACCGGUGACAGGAGUGAAAAAUCCAAAAUCACUUGAUUUUGAUAUCGAAAAUAAUCGAAUUUAUUGGACUGAUAUCAAGUCACAUUCGAUUUCACGUGCGUAUUUAAAUGGCUCAGAUGUUCAAAAAGUUUUAGAAUUAGGUGUUGGAUCUCCAGAAGGUAUGGCCGUCGAUUGGGUUGCCCAUAACGUUUAUUGGACCAAUGCCGAAGCGAGACGGAUAGAAGUUGCAAGAUUAGAUGGAUCAAGUCGCCGAACUUUAGUUUGGAAAGAUUUAGACACACCGACGACCAUUGUUGUGGAUCCAGGCAGAGGAUUCAUUUAUUGGUCAGAACAAGGUGAAGCAAAUCGAAUAACUCGAGCUUCAAUGGACGGAACACAACGUAAAAUAAUAAUUCAUCAAGCAGGCAACGUCCAAGGCAUGGCUUUAGAUUAUGAAUCAGAAAGAAUUUUUUGGGGUGAUCGUACAUCACAAUCCAUUAAAAGUUCAGAUUUCAUGGGACGUGAUGAGCGUACAAUUGUAUCACAGGAUGUUCUUGAUCCAUUUGGCUUAACAUUGUAUAAAGAGAAAAUUUUUUGGUCAGAUCGAAUCACGAAAGAUGUAGAAGGUGCAAAUAAGUAUGAUGGAACGAAUCGAAGUAAAAUUGUAAAUCAUAUCGAACGUGUUGAUGAUUUAUUAAUAUACCAUUCGUCACGACAAACCCAAUGGAAUACAUGUGCAGUAAAUAACGGGGAUUGUAAGCAUUUGUGUUUUGCGGUACCAUCUGGAGCGGGAAAACCUAGUUUGAAACAUGAAUGUGGAUGUCCUACACAUUAUAAAAUUGAUCCAAAUAAUAAUUCUUGCAUAGCUCCUGAAGAAUAUUUGAUAUUCAGCCAAAAAAAUAUGAUGAGUCGAUUAUUACCAGAUACUUUGGAUUGUCCAGAUGCUGUAUUACCAUUUCAAGCUAAAUUAAUUACCGCUAUUGAAUAUGAUCCUGUAACUCAGUUUUUCUAUUGGAUUGAAGGGAAAUUUAAAACAAUUCGACGUACAUUAGACGAUGGAACGCAUGCUUCCACAGUAGUACGUGAUGGGCUUCAACCUUUCGAUUUAGCAUUGGAUCCAAUUGGUCGACUACUAUUUUGGUCUGAUGAAAAAGACGACUUGAUAAAUGUGACUCGAUUAAAUAAUGGCUCGGCCGUUGGCGUUGUGGUGAAAGCAAAUGGUGUGAAGCCUAGACAUAUUGCUGUGCAUCCAACAAAACGUUUAUUAUUUUGGAUAGAUGUUGGUGAAUUAGAACAAGUUUGUCGUGCACGAAUUGAUGGUUCUGAGCAACGUGCAUUAGCGAAAGGAUUAGUUGGACCAACUGCAUUAACUGUGGAUCCAGUUUCAGAUCGAGUAUAUUGGUCAUUGGAUAAAAUGAUUUAUAUUUCAGAUUUAAAUGGAACCAAUAUUCGAAAAUUAUAUUCAUCACCAAAAAUUCAAAUUACUGGAUUAGCUGUUCUUGGAAGCUAUAUUUAUUGGAUCGAUUCAGAAAAACAACAAAUUGAACGUGCUGAUAAAUUAUCUGGACAAUAUUUAGGCUCGAUUCUUUCACAAAAAUCACAACAUUUAACCGAUUUAAUUGCUGUUCGUCCAGUAUCUCGUGAAGUUUAUGAAAAUCAUACAUGCUCAAUAAAAAAUGCGAAUGGAAAAUGCUCUCACUUGUGUAUUUGGAGUCCCGAUAAUCGAGAAGAAGUUUGUGCAUGUCCACCACCUUUAAUUUUACAUGUAAACAAACAGACAUGUUUAGCAAAACAUGAUUGUGGAGCAGAAUACUUUACGUGUGCUGGUCCGCAACCGUCAAGUAAAGAAUGUAUACCAGCCACUUGGCGCUGUGAUGGCCAAAGUGAUUGUCCUGACGAUUCUGACGAACAUGGUUGUCCAGAUUGUGAGGAAAAUCAAUUUAAAUGCCAAUCUGGGCAGUGUAUUGACAAGAUGUGGGUUUGUGAUGGUACAACUCAUUGCCCUGAUGGUAACGACGAAGCGCGAUGUUGUGAUAAAGUAAGCGAUUUUCAAUGUCCAUCAAAUGGUGUCUGUAUUUCAGUGAAUAAAUUAUGUGAUGGUUGGGAGAACUGUGCGGAUGGAGCUGACGAAUCAGAAGCUUUAUGUUCAAAUCAUGAUUAUCGAAAGACAGAAAGUAUUUCUAAUUCGGGUAACAAUGUUGUAUAUAUAAUUGCGAUAAUCGUUGGAAUUGUAUCGUUAAGUUUAUUAAUGUUGUUAAUUUAUCAUUGCCAUAUAAAAUUAUCAAAACCACAUCAACUACCUUACGAUCAAGCAAUGGACCCUUUGAGUCCACCGGGUCAUUCAGUAUCCAAAACUGAUAUUCAUUCAAGUAAAAAAAGUCGUCAAACUACACAAACAUCAAGUGGUGUACGCAUGUCAAUGUUAAGUGGAAGUUUAACCUCGAAUUAUGAUCGAAGUCAUAUUACAGGCGCAUCAAGUAGUACAAAUGGUUCCGGGUGCUAUCCACGGGAAACAUUAAAUCCGCCUCCUAGUCCUGCAACCACAGCUGUAUCCACGCGUGCUGAUAGUUCUGUAUCGCGAUAUCGUCCUUAUAGACAUUAUCGUACAAUUAAUCAACCUCCUCCGCCGACACCUUGUUCUACGGAUGUUUGUGAUGAAAGUGAUUCAAAUUAUCAUAUUCGUGGAAGAUAUGAACCAUUUCCUCCACCUCCAACUCCUAGAUCACAUUGUCAUACAGAGAGUUGUCCACCCUCACCUAGUUCUAGAUCAUCUACUAAUUUUAGUCCAUUUCCUCCACCUCCUUCACCUGUACCUUCGCCGCCUAGGGGCUACGAUUCAUAGUAAAUUUUAUUUUAAUACAUUGAUUCAUACGAUAUACGAGGUGUCAAAAUCAAAUGGGGUCACGUUCUUAUGAAUCAAUGUAUUUAGUGCAAUCAUUCAGAGAAUUAAGAUUGAUUUAAGCUUAACGAAACGUCAACGUCAGGAGAGCAAUAUAGAAACUGUAUCAUUAAUGUUGCAAAAAAAUUAAUUUAAGAUUCCUUGCACAAAAUUAAGAAAAAAAACUUUAUGUAAGCAUAAUUUUCUUUAUGAUAUAUAACCAUAAACUUUUUUUCUUAUUUUUGUGAAAAGACAUCUCAAAUUAAAUUUAAAUUAUUUCACCACAUUUUUAUUUAAGUUAACCAUGCGUACAUUUCUUUGCUGUUGAUGGUUCGCGAAGUUUGAACCGACCUUUAAGUAGUUUAUUUUAGUGAACAAUUUUUUUAGAGUUGAAAUCAAUUUUUAAUCGUUUUAUGUGUUCAAAGAUUUUGGCAUUUUUUAUUUACCAAACCUUGCAAUAUUAUAACAGUAAGUUUUUAGUUUUAAAUCGUGUGCGAUAAAUAUUAUUUUAUAUUUUUAAUACAAUGAUCAAUUAAAAUGAUGACAAACUAACUUACCAGGGUCGAAAAACAAGACUAUAUAUUUAUGAUUUUACAGAAAAUGGUGUAACAACAAAUUACUUAACUGUUAAUUUUUGGAUUCAAUGUAUCACACGAAAAAUAUAGAGUAUUAUGGUUUUAUGUUUUGCUCCUAAUACCGUAUUUACCUAUUAGGGUUUUUUUUUUGAAAAAUUCCGUACCUCAAGAGUAAUUUGAGACAACAUGGUGGCAUUUGAUACUUAAUACUAUCUCUGAGUGAUCAUUUUGUCGUGAUUUACCGGUAUAAAUAUGUAUUAUUGAACGUUAAAAUUUUUUAUUAUCGUUAAUCAACGUUAUUGUACAAUUCGAGAUAUGUGAUCGUAAAGGAAAGUUUGAACAUGGUCAUUCUCAGAAUUUUUCUGCUUUAUGUUUAGAAUCCAAAAAUUAAAAAUAAUCAUAUUUGU
Chrysoperla carnea is the source of this 5962-nucleotide messenger RNA. It is a transcript of the gene arr, whose product is annotated as low-density lipoprotein receptor-related protein 6. Gene Ontology annotation, molecular function: protein binding. NCBI's taxonomy places the organism in Eukaryota, Metazoa, Arthropoda, Insecta, Neuroptera, Chrysopidae. Bases 49 to 4944 code for a protein of 1631 amino acids. The transcript has 9 exons. The record is from RefSeq and is a predicted model, not a curated record.